UACUUGCUAGAUUCCGGGCGGGAAGGCCAACGUCGGCCGGUGUGUUGAGUGGUCUCCCCCUAGCCGUCUACCUUUCUCCCGUCUUCCAGCCUUCAGUCUUUUUGUUAGUCAAGAUGAGUGAUAAGCCAGACUUGUCUGAGGUGGAGAAGUUUGACAGAUCAAAACUGAAGAAAACUAAUACUGAAGAAAAAAAUACUCUCCCCUCAAAGGAAACUAUCCAGCAGGAGAAAGAGUGUGUUCAAACAUUGUAAAAUGAGGAUCUUCUCCUAAGAGCAAAUUUCAACAUUGCCUGAGUGUCUUAGUUUUGUGCUUUUUUUUUUUGGUAAACCUUUGUGUUGUAGAGAUUUUAGGCAUCUUCUGAUGUCUUCUCACCCAUACUUCCUAGCUAAGAGGUCAGGGGUAACCAGUGUUGCCUCACCCACAUUUUAAACGUUUUCAUUGGUGCAUAAAUUCCAGCUGACAGGUGCUGUCAAUAAUCUCACAUUGAUGACCUUGAAUCCCUCAUAGGAUAAGCCACUUGUAACCAUCUACAAUGGAUGUCUUCAUUGCUCCACAAUCUUCAUGAAGUGGCAUGUUUUUGCAGCUUCUCACAGUUUGGUUUCAUAUCUAAUGUAGCAAUAAAAUAAUGCAUAU
Molecule: messenger RNA, 633 nt
Organism: Molossus molossus (Pallas's mastiff bat)
Lineage: Eukaryota; Metazoa; Chordata; Mammalia; Chiroptera; Molossidae
Gene: TMSB15B
Product: thymosin beta 15B
Exons: 3
Coding region: 114-251 (45 amino acids)
Biological process (GO): regulation of cell migration; actin filament organization
Cellular component (GO): cytoplasm
Molecular function (GO): actin monomer binding
Source: RefSeq, a predicted model, not a curated record